Molecule: messenger RNA, 2821 nt
Organism: Callorhinchus milii (elephant shark)
Lineage: Eukaryota; Metazoa; Chordata; Chondrichthyes; Chimaeriformes; Callorhinchidae
Product: E3 ubiquitin-protein ligase TRIM39-like
Exons: 10
Coding region: 1057-2457 (466 amino acids)
Molecular function (GO): protein binding; zinc ion binding
Source: RefSeq, a predicted model, not a curated record
GAGAUAGAGACAGACUCACAGCAAGAGAGACACAGACAGAGACACAGAGUGGAUAUGAAACCCUUCACCAAAGGGGACAGAGUGACGGUUGGAGGAGGAGGAGAAGCGCGGACAUGGCGGCGGCGGCAGUGAGAAGUUGAGCAGUUGGGGAGGGAGCGGCCCCGAGAGGCGGGACAACUCGGCGCUGAUGGCGGAUCGGUUUGUUUCUGGUGGGAAAUGGCGUUGUGGCCGCACCUUCUCGAGCUGCUGGUGACCGGGAGCAGCUGUUUUGCAGAGAGAGAGAGAGAGAGAGAUGGAGCACUGGUGGGCAGCGCCUCCCCGUCUGUCCCCCCGUCCCCCGCUGCUUGUUUCUCAGCCCUGAGGUGAGCGGUGGCUGAGGCUGUGGCCUUCUCCGUCUGACGGCUGUUCAACAACAACAGCGUCUGCGCUCGAGGACCCGAUGACUGGAAUCCCAGAGAGACGACCCUCUUCCCGGGAAAAUGGGACAUGUGCUCAGAAGCGGAGCUCAGCCCCGGGUCAGACCGCGGUGGCUUUACCUUCGCUCACGCUGACCAGCACAGGCCAUCAUCACAACCACAGCCAUCAUAAUCCCGGCCUUUGACACCGCGGCUCAUCGCGUCAUCGAGACGUCUCGAAAGGGCUUCGCGGGAUACGCGGUAAACACACCCAAUACUGUCAGCCAAUCAGCGAGAGCACCAGGGAACAUGUGCCGUGUGAUUGGCCGGGGCUUUACCCACAGUAACCAAUCAGGUUGGGAUGUGCUCUCCCCACAAGAGGCAGGAGAGAGCGUCUGAGGGAACAGAAGCGGCGACAUGGAGUGUGGAGCGACCGGUGAGGGUUUGAGCUCCAAACACCACCGACCAGUGGAGGUGAGGCCGAGAGCAGCAGAUCCUGUUUGAGAAAGAGGGAGAGACGAUCGGACACUGAGGACACUAUCCCGGGGAAAGGUGUCUGUCCCUUUAAACAGCAGUUGGUCUGUGAUCCCCACCCGCACAGCCACUUCCUGGUUUGGGGUAAAGGUGAAAGUCCCAAACAGAGCAAAGAGCUGAUGGUGAAAUGGCGUCUGUACAGGAACUGGAGAACCUGAGAAAUGAAGCCACUUGUUCAAUCUGUCUGGAGUUUUACACGGAUCUGGUGACUAUAGACUGUGGCCACAACUUCUGCAGAGACUGUAUUUUACAGUGUUGGGGCACAGGACAAGGAAGCGUGUCCUGUCCGCAGUGCAGGCAGCAGAUUCCCCAGAGGAGUGUUCGGCCCAACAGAACUCUGUCUAACAUGGUUGAGAGUGUUCGGAGACUGAGCCUGAAUCCGAGGCUGGAAGAAGUGGGAAUCCAGUGUGAAGAGCAUGAGGAGAAGCUGAAACUGUUUUGUGAAAUGGAUCAAAGAGCGAUCUGUGUGGUCUGUGCGAUGUCCCGUGAUCACAAAGAUCACACAGUCAUUCCCAUUAAGGAAGCUGCUGAGCUCCACAAGCAAAAGCUGCAGAAAGCCCUGGACACCCUUCAGAAGCAGUUGGAUGAAAUGUCUCAGUGUCAGAGAGAAGUAGGAGCUACUCAACUGGAAGUGAAGAGACAAGCCGAGCGUCUGAGGAAGAACAUCGACGCUGAAUUUGCUCAACGUCACCAGCUGCUGAUUGAGGAGCAGCGAGACCUGAUCACCAAACUCAGACAGCAGGAGGAGGCCAUCUUAGGACAAAUAGAAAACAAUAAGAGUGACAUUUCCAACCAAAUUGCUUCUAUUAAUCAGAGAAUAGCAGAAAUCCAGACAAGACUGACUCUCCAGAACACCGAAUUCCUGAAGGAUAUCAAAUCCAUCAUUGACAGGUCUGGUGUUGACAUCAAGAAACCCACAAAAGUGUCUGUUGAUGUGGCUGAGAGGGACCUCAUUGGACCUCUGCAGAGCAGAGAGUGGAAACUCCUUUUAAAGGGCAUCACUGCAGCUCCAGCCUCUCUGACUCUGGAUCCUAACACAGCCCAUCCCCGGCUCAUCCUGUCUGAGGACCGGACCCGAGUGAGACUCGGUGACAGAGAACAGCAGCUUCCUGACACCCCGGAGAGGUUCAGUUUCUGGCCCAGUGUCCUGGGGUCUGAGGGGUUCACAUCAGGGAGACAUUACUGGGAGGUGGAGGUGGGGAACAGCACAUACUGGAUAGUGGGGGUGGCCCGAGAGUCUGUGCCCAGGAAGAGGUGGUUCACACAUGGACCUGAGACUGGAGUCUGGGCUGUGAGGCUGUACAAUGGGGAAUAUAAAGCUCUAACCUCACCUCGUACCCCCCUCCCCCUGAGGGUGACCCCCCGGGUGCUGGGCGUGUACCUGGACUAUGCGGGAGGACAGGUGUCGCUGUACGACGCUGAACACAUGUCUCACCUCUUCACUUUCACCCACACGUUCACUGGGAAACUCUUCCCGUACUUCAGCACAUGGUGUCACACUGACCUGACACUGAACCCCCGACACUGACCGCGGGGCCUAUCAGAGCGCAACGGGUCACAUUGACAUCUCGGCGGACCAAUGGGACGAUCCAAUUGAGGGGGCGGGUGUUCAGAAAGGACCAAUGGGGAGCGAGUGGGCGGGAGGGGAGUGACGGUUGGAGGAGGAGGAGAAGCGCGGACAUGGCGGCGGCGGCGGCAGUGGGGGGUUGAGCAGUCGGGGAGGGAGCGGCCCCGAGAGGCGGGACAACUCGGCGCUGAUGGCGGAUCGGGUCAGUGAGACGGAGUGUGAGAGCGUGUGGGUGUGUGAGCGCGUGUGGGUCUCAGUCUCUCUCUCUCGGUCUCUCACACACAUUCCGAGUGAUCAGAUAAUUAAUAAAACUCGUGAAAGUCAA